Messenger RNA from Scleropages formosus (Asian bonytongue), 558 nucleotides. RefSeq names its product E3 ubiquitin-protein ligase TRIM39-like. The record is from RefSeq and is a predicted model, not a curated record. Gene Ontology annotation, molecular function: protein binding. The transcript has 2 exons. The coding region runs from base 1 to 558 and encodes 185 amino acids. Lineage: Eukaryota; Metazoa; Chordata; Actinopteri; Osteoglossiformes; Osteoglossidae.
AUGGCCCUUGUUGAUGUGACUCUGGACCCUGAUACAGCACAUCCUCACCUCGUCCUGUCUGAGGACAGGAAACAAGUGAGAUAUGGAGACACAAGGCAGGAGCUCCCUGACAAACCAGAGAGGUUUAGGAAGUGUAAAGGUGUCCUGGGAAAACAGGGUUUUUCUUCAGGGAGACAUUACUGGGAGGUGCAGGUUGGGGACAAGAGUGAGUGGACUUUAGGAGUGGUCAGAGAGUCUAUCAACAGGAAGGGAUAUUUUCCACUGAAUACUAAUAACGGUCUCUGGGCUCUCAGGCUGUGGAAUGGAAAUAAGUACGAGGCUCUCACUGACCCCCCUGUGUUGCUCCACCUGAGUGUGAAGCCCCAGAAGGUGGGGGUGUUUGUGGACUAUGAGGAGGGUCAGGUCUCGUUUUACAAUGUGGAGGACAAGUCUCAUAUCUACACUUUCACUGGAUAUAAAUUCACUGAGAAACUCUAUCCGUUCUUCUGCCCAGGAUUCUGGUACCGCAGUGAGAAUUCAGCCCCACUAAUCAUAUCUCCUGUCAGUGACACAGACUGA